Molecule: messenger RNA, 1581 nt
Organism: Chrysoperla carnea
Lineage: Eukaryota; Metazoa; Arthropoda; Insecta; Neuroptera; Chrysopidae
Product: arylalkylamine N-acetyltransferase 1-like
Exons: 4
Coding region: 220-1068 (282 amino acids)
Molecular function (GO): N-acetyltransferase activity
Source: RefSeq, a predicted model, not a curated record
UGGGUACAUAAUACACAAGUUUAUAUACAAGCAGAUAACAAGCACAUUGUUAUUUAUAUCGGAUCGCUUCUACACAAAGUCAACUCAAAAAUUAUUAAGUGAUUGUUGUUGAUCAAAAAUCAAAAGUACAAUAAAUUGUGUGUGUUAUUUUUUUUUUGGCGUAAAAAAACUUUUUUCUUUUUGUUUAAGUGGUGUUAGUGUUUAUUUUUUUAUAGAAACAUGGCAGAAGUACAUGCAAUGAAACAAACAUCCGGGCUCACCACCCUUAAUAAAAGUGAUGGCGAUAAAAAGUUUCGUGAAUCGUCGGUAUCCCGAUAUACGAUUGGUGAUAACAUUGCUGAACAAUUACAUAAUUUAAACAUGUCACAUCCAGCGCAUCCACACCAUCAAGCUAGUGAAGACUCAAUGAUGAGUGUGAUACAAACCGAUGAUGAUAUUGAAAUCUGUCUGAUACAAGAUGAUGAUAUUGAAGAUGUUUUAGUAUUCUUACGGAAAUUCUUUUUUAAAGAUGAACCAUUGAAUGUUGAACAGAAUCUAUUAGAAACAGAAGAUGCAAGAUGUUUGGAAUUAGAGGAAAUAUGUACGGAAACUAUGAAAGAACAUUUAUCAUUUAAAGCCACGUCAAAAGGACAAAUUCUAGGUGUAACAAUUAACGGCGUAUCCAGACCAGGAAAAGCUGUAGACUCAUCUGAAGAAUGUAAAAAUCCAAAAUUUAAGAAAAUCCUUAAACUUUUAUAUACAAUUGAUAAACAAUCAGAUGUAUUUGGACAAUUUCCUGAUGUUUCCAGUACCAUAGAUGUGAAAAUCAUUUCUGUAGACAAUGCAUGUCGAGGUCGUGGUAUUGCUAAAGCACUUAUAGAUCGUACACGGGAAUUUGGUGCAGAAAAUGGUCAUGCUAUGAUUCGAGUUGAUUGCACAAGCCAUUUUUCAGCAAAAGCUGUGGCACGAUUAGGAUUCGAAUGUGUUUAUAUACUUAAAUAUUCCGAAUAUUUAGGACCUGAUGGUAAACCUGUUUUCACACCUGAACCACCUCACAAUGAAGUGAAAGUGUUCGUCCAACGAAUUUAGGGCCCUUCAUUUUUUGGUGUAAAAUUUUUAUAAAUGUAAGUUGUUCGAGAUUUAUUAACGGGGAGUUACAGUUUAAGUCAACUAAAAUGUCACUAAAAAGAAAAAAAAAUUGAAUCCAGUGGAUUACUUUAUUUAAAUUUUUUUUUUUUGCACAAUUUCAAUGCUUUAAAAGAAUUUAGAUAUUAAUUGUUGUAAGUGAACGACAGAAAAUUCCUAAGGUCCAGUUUUUCAAUGUUAGGAUUAGCGGACAGUUAAAUCAAAUUUUUAACCUAGGCAAAUUUUAUUUGUAGGUCUAGUCAAUUUUUAAUUAGUUCAACGUAUAUUUCGGGUGAUGUACAGGAAAAAAUACAGGCAUGAAAUGAUUGGGCGAAAUAUGACAGAUGAGCUUAUUUGCCAUUUUGCACCGAAUUUACAAUUUCAUGAAGUUUGGGGAGAAAUGGUAGAAGGUAAAUCACUACCCAUCUGUAGAUGUUUCUCGAUACAACCAUAUCGAAUAAAGCUCUCUGGAAUUAU